This is a messenger RNA of Leucoraja erinaceus (little skate), 2751 nucleotides long. It is a transcript of the gene ttc27, whose product is annotated as tetratricopeptide repeat domain 27. The record is from RefSeq and is a predicted model, not a curated record. Bases 25 to 2640 code for a protein of 871 amino acids. Lineage: Eukaryota; Metazoa; Chordata; Chondrichthyes; Rajiformes; Rajidae. The transcript is spliced from 20 exons. Gene Ontology annotation, molecular function: protein binding.
GCCAGUAGACGCCGCUGCUGUACGAUGACGAUGGCGACCGCGCUGCCGGGACCACAUGGAGCCGCCCCGGGACCAGCAGCUGCUGCACCGGGACCGGGACCAGGACCAGGACCGUGCGGGCUGGAGAUGGAGCUGGAGCUGCUGCUGCUGCGGGGAGUCCGGGCUGGGCCGGCGGCGGGCCGGGGAGAGGAGCAGCGCGGAGCAGACUGCAACAUCAUGCUGCACCAAUUCUUCGAGGGAAACUUUGAAAGAAUACUGUUGAAUCCUAAGAUUCAGGACAUUUUCUCUGCUCAAAUGAGUGAUGAAGAAAUUAUUGAUCAUUAUUUGGAAAAUCAGAUCCUAGCAUAUCUCAGUGGGCGUUCAGAAGAUCAAAGUGAGAGGCAGCUGGUGGUGUUGCUCCUGGGCAUUGGAAGCCUACAGCUGUUUGUGCAGAGUAACUGGACUGGACCUCCCGUUCCGUUGCAAGUAGAGGAGAUUUUACCUGCGUUAUCGACUGGCAAGCCUCAAAACAUACAAGCCACUUUGUUGAAUAGCUUGAUUUUGGACGGGGAAUCAAUUUACCACCUCCUCCACAACCCCAUCCUGCUGAUGUUAGCCAGGACAAUUCUGGUGAACUGCAGGGAUAAACUGAAUCUUUUCCAGAUGUUGCCGUGGUGGACAAUGCGAUGUGUAAACAUUCACCAGCAGUUGCUGGCAGAGCGCUCCUCUCAACUCUUCACCAUCGUUCAAUGCUGUGUUGACAAAGUGCAAUCAAAUAAGACCUUUCUCUGCUCUGCGGAAUGUGGAAAUUUAGCUAUUCAGUUCCACCUGGAGUGCGGAUAUGCGCUGCUGUACUACUAUGACUAUACAAGGGCCAAGGAGAAUUUCUCUGCAGCCCAGAAAAUGGCAAGACUCUCUACAACUGUGACAGGUGCCUUGGGGAAGCGUACCCGAUUCCAGGACAGAUACUUGGCUCAGCUUAUCUUGGAUGUCCGGCGGGAAGGUGAUGCCCUUUGUCAAACUGAUCUCACGCUAACACCAACGCCUUUGGAAAACUUGCCGAAGGAUCUCGAUUUGAGUGAUGACACUUUGCUGAAUUCAAUUGAACUGGUGGAUCGAGUGGAGGACGAGGCAUUGGAUCUGAGCGCAGUAGAGCUGGCUGUAAUCCUGGCUAUCUGUGUGGAUUUUCAGAAGAACAGCCCUGUUCAUAAGCUGACUGAAGAGGAGCUAUUGGCAUUCGUCUCUUAUAUAUUGUCGCAGCCAAAGUUCUGGGCCAUUCAGGUAACUACUCUCAUGAUGAGGACAAAACUGGAGAAAGGCAAUAGUCGGCGGAUUGAGCGGGCAAUGAAGCAGACUCAGGUUCUGGCAGAUCAUUUUGAAGACAAGACCACAUCUGUGCUGGAGCGACUAAAGAUCUUCCACUGCUGUCAUGUGCCUCCACACUAUGCAGUUAAGCAACAGCUUGCCGCACUCCUGUUGGAAUUGGGAUGUGUCAGUUCAGCUCUGCAGAUCUUCGAGCAGCUAGAGAUGUGGGAAGACGUUGUAAUAUGCCAUGAAAGAAGUGGAAAACAUGGAAAGGCUGAAGAAAUUCUCCGUAGAGAACUGAAGAGGAAUGAGACUCCCACCUUAUACUGCCUCUUGGGAGAUGUGCUGAAUGACCAAAAGUGUUAUGAUAAGGCUUGGGAGUUGUCUGGGCACCGCAGUGCCAGAGCACAACGCUCCAAAGGGCUGCUCCACCUCCGCAAACAGGAGUUUGAACAGUGCGUACAAUGCUUUGAACGAUCAGUGCAGAUCAACUACUUGCAGCUUGGCGUUUGGUUUUCUUUAGGCUGCGCAUAUUUGAGCUUGGAAAACUUUGAAGGAGCGUCAAAAGCAUUUCAGAAGUGUGUGAUGUUGGAACCGGAUAAUGCAGAAGCCUGGAACAAUCUUGCCACAGCAUAUAUCCGACUAAAAGAAAAAAAUAAAGCCCUGAGAACACUCCAAGAAGCCAUUAAAUGUAACUACGAACAGUGGCAGAUCUGGGAGAACUAUGCUCUCACCUGCAUAGAUGUUGGCGAGUUUGGCGAUGCUAUUAAAUCAUAUCAUCGACUCAUGGACUUGAAAGACAAUUACAAAGAUGUUCAGGUCCUGAAAAUCCUUGUCCGAGCGGUGGAAGAAGGAAUCGCAGAUCACAAAGGGGAUUCUGCUAAACCUUUGGCAGGGAGAUUGCGGGAACUAUUCGGUCGGGUGACUUCCAAAGUAACCAACGAUGCUGAGAUUUGGAGGUUGUAUGCCAAGCUUUGUGGAGAUGGGCAUACAGUAAAACCAGAAGAUAAUGAAAAGGCCCUGCAGUAUCUCAGUAAAGCGUAUCGAUGUAAAACACAAUCGAGUGGCUGGGAAAAAGAUGCAGAAUCUUUCAAGGAAGUGGCUAAACAAGCAAUAGAACUUGCACACGUGUCCAUUAAAUGCAGCGAAAGCAAAACGAACCCUCAGGAGGCUGUGCAGAUGCUGACGUCAGCCCGGCUCAACCUACGUGGCCUGUCCACCAAAGCACAGCAAGUUUAUAUUGACUUUGCUUCGGGUGAAAUACAGAGCGAAGUAGCUGAUGAGAAGAAGACGAUGGACAAUUUGAUUCUGCAGCUUGAAGAGCUCGGCGACCAACUGAAGAAAACAAAGAACUGAAUCAAAUUUCAUCAAGAAAAUAACGUUGAGAAACAUUUUCUAUGAAACUUUAUUGACAUUGCAAUUGUAUUGAUUAAAUUAAAUAUUUCCUUUACAUAUUUUCAGCUCAAA